Molecule: messenger RNA, 4386 nt
Organism: Amphibalanus amphitrite
Lineage: Eukaryota; Metazoa; Arthropoda; Thecostraca; Balanomorpha; Balanidae
Product: lisH domain-containing protein ARMC9-like
Exons: 18
Coding region: 241-3564 (1107 amino acids)
Biological process (GO): cilium assembly
Cellular component (GO): ciliary tip; ciliary basal body; centriole
Molecular function (GO): protein binding
Source: RefSeq, a predicted model, not a curated record
GGGAGCGAACCCCCCUGGCCCAGACCCACAAGACGGCGACAUACUGACCGCGACCACCGCGACCAAGGUCAUCUUCAGCAUCUAUAGAACCGUGACAAGCUUCAGGUGGCGUCAUUAUUGUCAGUUGGUAACGUCGCCAAUUACCGGUGUCACUUGUCAGGUUGUUCUAUAUACUCUGGGUGGCAGUGUCACAGCGAAGACAGAACAGUUCGGUGACCUCCCUCGUCCUGCUGGAGUCGAAUGAGCGAGCUUUCUGACGCCGAGGCCAGCGUCAAUGGACUCGUGCAAGAGUACCUGGAGACGGCCGGUCUGGACCAGUCAGCGGCCACCUUCUCCGGCGAGUGCCGCCGGCUCGGCCGACCGGUCCAGCCGCCCCCGCCGGCCUCCUCCGAUACAGACUCCGGCUCACAGGAGCAGAGCCUGGCCCUGUUCGACCGCGGACGAAGAUCGGCCUUCUUCCAGAUGUUGGAGUCGGUGACGCCGGCGCCGGUGCUGCAGGGUGUCCAGUACCGGCGGCUAGAGUUCCUCCUCAACGUCUAUUUCGCCGUGUACCCGCUGCGCCGGAGCCGGCAGUCGGGCAGCGCCGCAGGGUACAUGACGGCCUUCAGGGAUUAUUUGGAGAACAAAGGCAAACAGCUGGCCGGCAACGAGGAGCUGCUGCCGUUCUUCGCGCUGCCAUACAUCCCGGACCCCAGCAAGCACCCCUCCUUCAGACAGCUCUUCCAGGAUGAAUGGGCCGAGUCGCUGCGCUCCGAGGUGUCCAGUUUCGUGCACGAGAUGACGAGCGGCGCCGGCUCGCCGUCUCGGCUGGUGCAGCUGUACCUCAGCCGGGACCUGCUGGCUCGUCAGGCGCACCACCUACUGGUGCGCAGCCACGACCGCCUGCUGGAGACGCAGCGGCACUACAAGCGGCUUCGGCGGCGGCACCUGAGACUCCAGGAGGACUACAGGCGUUUGAUCGGUGUGACCGGUGAGCUGACCUCCGCCCUGGAGGUGUCUGUUCGCGAGGGAGGGGUCGACCUGGAGGCCACACUCGGCGCCUGCUGUCAGAUCUUCCCUCAGCUGUUCUCAAAGACCAUACAGCAGCACGCCACGGACCAGAACAAGUCAUCUCCGGAGCUGAUUCUCCGUCAGUCGGUGGCCCGGCACCAGGCGGACAGCGUCCUGCCAGCCGCCGCCCGCUUCCCGCUCGACCUGGCAGCGGUGAGACACCACCUGAGCGAAGACUCCGGCCGCGCCAAGGCACUCCUGCUGCAGGCACUCAGGCGGCGUGUGACGCGCUCCUCGAGUCGUCUGGAGGUGGUCGAGGAGUACGUGGACGGCGACCUGGUGGGCCUGCGCCACGUGGACGACUACACGCGCCACGUGCUGAGCGAGCUGACGCCGCCGGAGCCGCACGUGGUACAGCAGAGCUGGGCGCGACUGCUCAACUGCAUGGCCUCGUUCGGCGCCGGCAGGACCUACCUCUGCGGUCACCAGCCGCUGUUGGACACGCUGCUGAAGGUGCUGCAGUACCAGAAGCUGGACGCCGUGACGCUAGACAUGGUGCUGGCUACACUGCAGAAACUCUCGCUCAGGCGAGCCGCGCAGAGUCGGAUGAUCGAGUGGGGCAUGGUCGAGUGGCUGGUGGGCUUCCUGCAGGACCACGCCGCCAUCGCCCCCUACACCCUCGAGUACGGCUGUGCGCUUCUGAUGAACCUAUGUCUGCGCACGGCUGGCCGACAGAAGUGCGCGCCGCAUGUCAACUCGGUGCUCAAACUGCUCACCGACCUGCUCGGCUCCAGUUACGCGCAGGUGCUUCCCUACGUGAACGGCACCCUGUACAGCCUGCUGGGUCAGCCGGAGAUCCGGGCCCGGGCCACCAAACUCGGACUGGGACAGGUCCUCGAGUACUUCAUGGAACAGGGCUCGACGGACCUGCGUCGCCAGCUGGAGUACAUAAUGCGUCAGUACCGCGGCGAGGGGGUGGACGGUGCUGCCAGUGACUCUGAGGACGGCGAUGAGGACAUUGAGGACACAGAGUUUCUGGAGGAGGACAUUGACGGUGACGAUCCGGUGGUGGCCGAGGCCGGGGAGCUGGACGGAGAGGAGCUGCUGGCGACGCUGGCCCUCGGAUCAGUGACCGGCGGUCAGGUGGCUGCCGUUCCCCGCACGGACCGUGCCCGCUCCGCUCGCCGUGGGAGGCGGCCUCGUCGGUCGGAGCCGAGGGGAGGAGAGGACGGGCAGCGGACUGGGCAGACGGCCGGACAGACUCCCUCAGCCGGGGAGGGAGGGCAGCGGACGGUACCGCUGGCUAGGGAGGCUCCAGCGGCAGCCGAGACAGCACCUGAGGACUCCAGAGGAGCGGUUGGAGGGGAACACAGGACUCCGCGACGGCAGAAGACCCGGUCACAGUCCGAGGGACCCCCACCUGAGCAGGCGUCCCGACAGGCUGAGAAGGAGGGGUCGGAGUCACCCCAGCUUCCGGGCACCUCCCACAGCGACUCAGUGCUCGUCACAGGGCGCGAGGACUCGGUGUCAGCGACGCCAGCCGUUCCCGGCUCGACCCCGGUCACCAAGAGCCACUCGGAUGCAGAGUUGGCCAGACGGCCGGCGGCGGCGACCGAGCGGGACCGGCUGCCGCAGAUCCCCGCCGCUGCCGCCGCUGCCUCCGCCGCUGUCCGGCCGCUGCCGGAGGUCACCCCGCACCGCCGGCGGAAGAACACCAGCGACCGCGGCGCCGUCCAGCGACCGACGAGCAAACCACCGUCUCAGGUGGCCCCGCUGCGACUGCUGGAGCGUAGGCCGACGCUGGACGAAGGAAAACUGACUCGAGCGUUACAUGGUAAGACCGGUAACUCAGGAGAAGCGUCGAGUAGCGACUCCAAGAGCCGUCGGCGGGAGACCGGUCCGGUCAAAUCUCCUCGGACCAGCGACCAGAGCCCUCAGGUGCGGCGUCGGGCGGCUGGCAGUACCUCCAAACCUCCGGAGCCGCAGACUCGCACCUCAGAGUCAGCAGCCUCCGCUCCAAAGGCGCCUCCCGACUCCCACCGACCGGACCAGGAGAACAAGACGUCAACAUCAGCUCCGGCCGCCGUCUCUCGAAAACUGGCGGCGGCAGCGGCGCUGACCUCUGCAGUGACCCCGGCGCUGGCAGUGACCCUCACUGCCGGACCGCUGCCCGCGUCUGAGGGCGGUACCGGUGCGCAGACGGCUCCACCGGCUUCGGCUGCGGGUCAGCAGCCAGUUCAGCCUCCAGCGAAUGGAGAGCACGCUGCAGCCACUGCCGCUGCGCCGGUGUCAACUAGGGAGAGUCAGCCGGCCGGCACCCAGGCGCAGACCACUGCAGGCAGAGCCGCAGCGCCACCCACAGCGCCACCCACAGCGCCACCUGCGCCGGUCCCAGUGGUGCCGCCGGCGAUGACCGACCCGCUCAUCCAGAGACUGCCCGUGCCCGCAGUCAGCGACUACCUGGCAGCAUUUAGCUCGCGACCUCGAAUAAUGCGGACACCUCCGCCCACCGCGAACCCGCAGGAGUCGCAGAGGGAUUAUCAGAGGGACUCUGUGCUGCCUCCCAUUGACUGACGGCCACAGCUGGGGGACCCAAGCCGUCAUCAGCCUCACAGGGACCCCCAGAGGAGCACGCAGGGCGCAGCGCUGCCUCGUAUUAACUAACGCUGUCCAGAGUCGUGCGGUGUUGGACUUUAUCAGUGACCUACGGGCUCCGUGAUCUGGAGUUGGUGUUUUCUGAUGAUAACGAGUGCCUUGAACAUUGUAAUCAAAAUGUAGCGCUAUGCCAUGGAUGUGCGUUAUGUUUGCCGAAGAUUUGCUGGUGAAAUGUCGAUUUGUUGGCGUACUUCAAGAUAUUUCGCUGUAUUAGAUGUGCUCAGUACGCUCUUCGCAAGGCUCAUGCUCAGAGUUAAAGCUUGCUUUUGUAAGCAGCGAUGUGUUUAUCUUCAAAAUCGUGUGAUAAUUUCAAUGCGAUAGUGAUGUUGAAUUAUGCUAGAUGUCCAAUGAAUGUGAUAUUUGAAAAUGGAACAUAUCAUUGAUGUGACCUGACACGUUUUACUUGCAGGGUGACGAUGAACAUGUACUUUGUGUGGUGCCUGCGUGCAUUAAAACGUUACCAGUGCAGACGCAGUCAUGCCGUUUUGGUUGGUGGUCAGUGGUCACCUCAAUGUCUGCUGGGUCGUUCCUGGGCUUGUUGAAAAUUAUUUUGCAUGGAUCAUAUACGGUGCAUAUGCGGUGUACGUUAGCCUCUUACAUCUCUGCAGCUUGAGAAACAGACCUGCCCAGACAAACUUACGAUGCCAAUUGCAGCAGACUGCAAUGCAUGCAAGGGUAGGGUUUCAUGAGCCUUGUAACUUGUCUGUUCGGUCAGUAAAACACAAGGUCACCUCAGAGACA